Oryza brachyantha (malo sina) is the source of this 966-nucleotide messenger RNA. RefSeq lists its product as uncharacterized. Bases 1 to 966 code for a protein of 321 amino acids. The transcript is spliced from 2 exons. The record is from RefSeq and is a predicted model, not a curated record. Lineage: Eukaryota; Viridiplantae; Streptophyta; Magnoliopsida; Poales; Poaceae.
AUGGCGAGCUCGUGCUCGUCGGCGAUGGCGGGGUUGGCGGAGCGGGAGGUGGAGGAGGAGGAGCGGCGGCGGCUCGUGCCGGAGUGGCUGCGUCCGCUGCUCGCCGCGCGGUUCUUCACGGCGUGCCCGGAGCACCGCCGCGUGAGCAAGAGCGAGUGCAACCACUACUGCCUGACCUGCGCCGGCGCCGGCGCGGGCGCCGCCGCCGUCGGCUGCCACUGGUGCGUCGAGGAGGCGCACGGCGCGGGGCACCAGGUGGUGCAGGUGCGGCGGUCGUCGUACCACAGCGUGGUCCGCGUGUCGGAGCUGGAGCGGGCGCUGGACCUGUCCCGGGUGCAGACCUACGUCAUCAACCGCGACAGGGUCGUCUUCCUCAACGAGCGGGCGCAGGCGCCGCGGAACGGCCGGUGCGCCGCCGCCUCCGCCGCCGCGUGCUCCGCCUGCGAGGCGUGCGGCCGCGGCCUCCUCGACGCCGCCUUCCGCUUCUGCUCCCUCGGCUGCAAGCUCCGAUGCAUGGAAUCUGAUCCUACCCUGACAUUCACCAUCGACCCCAACAACAUGCCGGAGCAGCAGAUUUCAGGGCCACCUGAAGACGAGGACGAAGACGACGACGACGCCGCUGCAGGGAAGGAAGAAGACGAGCCGUUCUACCCAAGCACCAAGAACAGCAACAAAAAUGUCCAGAGCAAGCUCAGCUGCAGGCAGGGACGACAGCCACCGGCACCGGCACCACCGCGACGACGACCUGCGACUGGUGGGGGAGGAGAACGCCAGGUGGCCGACGACAAUGGCGGUCGUCACAACGGCGGCAAGGAAGCAGGAGAGGCCGCCGCCACCAUCCUCGCCUUCGCCGCCGCGACAGAACGGCCGACGGCCGCGGCGGCGCCGACCGCCGACCCGAACAGCUACCGGCGGCGCGCGAGGAAGGGCGUCCACCGCGUGCCUGAGCGGGCGCCGUUCUUCUGA